UCCGACAGAGCAAAGGUGGGGCCAUGUCAGGAGUCGUACUGCUGCGAGAUUUCGAACCCGACAUCCCCAACGACCUGCGGGUUACUUUCAUCGAUAAGCUGCCGGAGGAAGCACUGUGUAUUCAGUGUGACAACGUGUCAGCCCGAUUGUACAGAGAUGUGCGUGGCCACGGCUACUGCACUUCCUGCCGUGCCAUGUGUGAGCGAGACGGAGCCUUCGAGUGCGCUACUUGCCAAAAAAAAUACAAAACUUGGCAGCUUAUGCGAGAUUUUUCAGCAUCGGAGAAAAUAAAGACAGCGAGAGUCAUCUGCCCCAAGACAAGUCGAAAUGAACCUGUAUUCAUUACCUUCAGCGCCCUAAAGGCCCACCUCCAGCGCUGCUCUUGUAAUGAUGUCGCUAAGGAAGCUGCAGGGUCCAAUGCACAAUCCUCUGGCUCGAUGCUCUCACUCCCUCUACCAACAAAGCAACAAAGCGCCGCAUACUUUGCUGACAAGCAAGAAGGAACCAUCGGUGUAAAGAUGUGUGUGUGCACCCUCUGCAACAAUUCCAUGCCAAGGAAACUCAUCCGAGAUCAUAUGAAAGAGUGUUUGGGAAAGCAGCUAGACAGCCUUCAGUACGAGGAAUCAUUCCCUGAGCAAGAAACUCCGGAGAGCUUCAAUGGCACUAGACAGCGUGACAGUUUGGAUGACGUUGGCACGGCGCACGCAGCGAACAAGUUCACUGGGGACCACACCAGUCUUUUCAAUAGCGGCGCCUGCCCUUCCAGGAAAGAGCCUCCGAUGUCUUCAACCGACUCAUCUGAAAUUUCGGAGCUCGCUCGUCAGCUGAAAGAGGCUCUCUCGGAGAUAUCCUGUUUGAAACACGAAGUAGCAGAGCUUAAAAAGGUGGCUAACGAAGGAAAAGGCGACAUUGACCUGCUCCAAGUUGCUGUCCCGACAAUGCAAGGAGACAUGAGGAACGUCCAAAUUCAGUGUGAACAACGCAUUGAAAAAUCAGAAAAGACGGUCUCGAGUCUAGAGGAAUCCCACAGCUCUAUCGAGAAAAUGUUGUCCGUUAUCGAUGAAGAGACAAAAGCUCGUCUGGAUGCGGUUGAAGAGGCAAUGAAAGAUAUGAACGAAAAGUUUUCCACGGCAGUCCACAGCUUGCAGGAAAGAAGCCAGUAUUUACAUGAAGCCAUCAUGCCACUCUACGCACAAUUGAAUCAGAUAAGAAACGACUUCCUCCAUUUUGUACACAACUUCGUUCCGGAACAAGAGCCCAGUCAAGGCAAGAAGGGCCAUGGGCGUUCCAAAUAGCUUGAUCUUGAGCGCCGAGAUCAACAUAAUGUUUGCUUCAAAAUUGCUACAGAGAAACAGGGUUAUCUUGUGAUUUUUUUUUCUACCAACAGCUUUGUUGAUCCUCGUUCGUUUUAACAAUGAAGCGAAAUAAACGCGAUCAGAGUAUAACCUACA
Dermacentor silvarum is the source of this 1451-nucleotide messenger RNA. RefSeq lists its product as uncharacterized. The record is from RefSeq and is a predicted model, not a curated record. NCBI's taxonomy places the organism in Eukaryota, Metazoa, Arthropoda, Arachnida, Ixodida, Ixodidae. The transcript is spliced from 17 exons. Bases 24 to 1295 code for a protein of 423 amino acids.